Gordionus sp. m RMFG-2023 is the source of this 1652-nucleotide messenger RNA. Its product is annotated as amidophosphoribosyltransferase-like. NCBI's taxonomy places the organism in Eukaryota, Metazoa, Nematomorpha, Gordioida, Chordodea, Parachordodidae. The transcript has 12 exons. The record is from RefSeq and is a predicted model, not a curated record. Gene Ontology annotation, molecular function: amidophosphoribosyltransferase activity. Gene Ontology annotation, biological process: purine nucleotide biosynthetic process; purine nucleobase biosynthetic process.
AUGUGAAUGGACACAUUGAAACAUUAUUGCGGAAUAUUUGGAUCACUUUCAACAAAUGAUUAUCAUGAUGAAAUAGAUAUAGCGCAUAUUAUAUAUUUAGGGUUAGUUUCUUUACAACAUAGAGGGCAGGAAUGUGCUGGAAUUGUAACAUCUUUUGGUGGAAGUAAUGACAUGAAAGUUUUAAAAAUUAAGGGCCUUGUUUCUCAUACAAUUACCUCCGAGAAUUUGACUGGGUUAAAUGGACAUUAUGGUAUUGGCCAUACUAGAUACUCUACACAAGCUGGUACAGAUAUGAUAAAUUGUCAACCUUUUGUGGUUCAUACAACAUGUGGACAAAUUGCUAUAGCCCACAAUGGGGAGUUGAUGAAUGCUAAAAAAUUGCGCAAAAAAAUACAAGUUAGAGGUGUUGGCUUAUCAACAUCAUCUGACAGUGAAUUAAUUGCUCAACUUCUUUCCACACCAAUGUGUUCUGAAGAAAGUUACUCAGAUCCAGAUUGGAAACAUCGAAUAAUUAAUUUUAUGAAGGAAAGUUUAAUUAGUUAUUCCCUUCUAUUAUUACACGAACAUUCUAUAUGGGCAGUAAGGGAUCCUUUUGGUAAUAGGCCUUUAUGCAUUGGAAAAAUUGACGAUGAAUUAGAUGCAAAUAAGAAUGAUAUUUCAAAGCAUAAACCAUUAAGUUGGGUAAUAGCAUCCGAAUCAUGCUCCUUUGGGCCUAUUGGCGCAAAGUAUUAUCGUGAAGUUGAACCUGGGGAAAUAGUUAAAAUCACAAGAACAGGAGUGCAAUCUGUAUAUAUAAUGAACGCUAUAAAUAAUCCUGAUCUCAAUAUUUAUCCCGCUUUUUGUUUAUUUGAGUAUAUAUAUUUUGCUAGAUCUGAUUCUCUUUUUGAAGGUCAACUAAUAUAUUCUGUAAGGUAUAAAUGUGGACAGGAAUUGGCCAAGGAAUGGCCUGUUUUACAUGCUGAUCUUAUUAGCACAGUUCCUGAUUCAGCCACUCCUGCUGCUCUAGGCUUUGCACAAGAAAGCGGUGUGCCCUACUUGGAAGUUCUUACGAAAAAUCCUUACAUCGGUCGGACUUUUAUACAACCCUCUACUCGUUUGAGAAAAUUGAGCGUGUCCAAAAAAUUUGGCGUUCUAUCAGAUAAUAUCAAGAACAAACGCAUAGUACUCAUAGAUGAUUCUAUCGUCAGGGGCACGACUAUACAACCCAUCAUUAAAUUGCUCAAAGAUAAUGGCGCCAAGGAGGUUCAUAUACGGGUUUCUUCUCCUCCAGUCAAACAUCCUUGCUUCAUGGGCAUCAACAUUCCGACGUCGCAAGAAUUGAUCGCCAAUAAAUACACUGUGCCUGAAAUGGCCGCCGUUUUUGGGGCCGAUAGCAUAGCUUACCUUUCUCUCCAGGGCCUUAAAUCCUCCGUCAGCAAGAAUAUCAACAAGAAUGGAAUCAAACCCAAAACAGGAUAUUGUGGUGCUUGCUUUACCGGUGAUUACCCCGUGCCUUUAGAAUGGUGAACACAAAGAUCACUUUUUAAUAUAUUUGUUUACUUUCUUUAUAAGAAACACAUAUAUAUGUUUUGAAGUUAUAGUCAUUUAUGUUGUUAUAUUGAAAUACAAAAAAUUCAUUUCAGGUUUUAAAUAAUAAAGAAAUAUAAUUUUUU